AUGGCCAUUACGGAGAAAAGUGACGACUCCUCGUCGGGCAAGCCCGAGACUGUUGUGGCUUACGAUAACGCAGCCAACAACUCUCAGUCUGAAGAGGAUAUCCAGGCUGCGAGGGCACGCAUUCUCGAGCAGCAGGAGCUUCAAAAGACUGAGCCUCCUGUUCUUCCAAUCACGACUCUCUUCCGAGGCAAGAAGUUUCAUCCUCAGUUGGAAGAGAUUGCCACCCAGCCAUCUGUGUAUGAUGAUCCCGCGCUCGCCAAGUACUUUCACCCGACCGAAAAGUACGAGAACUUGCAUCGCUUCGACCCGUCUGCGAGAUGGACUUGGGCAGAAGAGCUUCCUCUGAUCAACAAACUUGAUUGGAAGAUCACGGCUUGGGCCUGUGUUGCAUUCUUUGCUUUGGACCUGGAUAGAGGAAAUCUCAGCCAGGCCAACACUGACAACUUUCUGGAUGAUCUCGGUUUGAGCACUAAUGAUUUCAACUUGGGAAAUACUGUGUUCAGACUUUCGUUCUUGUGCGCCGAACUGCCUUCUCAGCUUAUCAGCAAGAAGUUGGGACCUGAUCGAUGGAUUCCAACGAUUAUGUGCCUCUGGAGUGUUGUUGCAGCUUCUCAGUUCUGGCUGAGUGGUAGAACCAGUUUCUUGGUUUGUCGUGUUCUGUUAGGACUCCUUCAGGGAGGUUUUAUCCCCGAUGUGAUCCUGUACUUGUCGUACUUCUUCAAGGGCACAGAGCUGCCCUUCCGCCUGGCCCUAUUCUGGACAAGUCUACGAGUCACCGACAUUGUUGCCCCGAUCUUGGCCUUUGGACUUCUGCGCCUCCGUGGUCUUCAUGGCCAAGAGGGCUGGAGAUGGCUUUUCCUUCUUGAAGGCAUCCUCACCUUGACAGUCGGCAUCUGGUCCUGGUUCACCAUGGUUGCCUCCCCAACUCAAACCAAGUCCUGGUGGAACAAGAAGGGAUGGUUCGACGAGCGCGAGGAGAUUAUCAUGGUCAACCGCAUCCUCAGGGACGACCCCUCCAAGGGCGACAUGCAUAACCGACAGGCCGUGGACUUUAAGCUGCUCUGGAAGUCUCUGUGCGACUACGACUUGUGGCCGAUGUACAUCAUUGGCCUUACGUUCCUGAUUCCCACUGGACCUCCUGAUGCGUAUCUGACUUUAACUCUUCGGAACAUCGGCUUUUCGACUUUUGAUUCAAAUCUGCUCACUAUUCCGACUCAGGUUCUGGGUGCCAUUACUAUGCUGGUCGUGACGUACUUUUCCGAGAUUUGGAACGAAAGAUCGCUGAUGGGUGUUUUCGCACAAAUCUGGGUUCUUCCCACCCUGAUCGCCCUCUUGACCUUGCCAGACUCUGUUGGCUCAUGGGCCAAGUUUGCAGUGCUGACUGUGUUGCUAUCGUAUCCGUCAACACACGCUAUUCAGGUCGGUUGGUGUAGCCGAAACUCCAACACUGUCCGAACAAGAACUGUUUCUGCUGCUUUAUACAACAUGUUUGUCCAAGUUGGAGGAAUCGUUCACGCAAACAUCUACCGAGCCGAUGAUAGACCCCAUUACCGCCGUGGCAACAAACAACUCACGGCUAUUUGCGCUGCUAAUAUUAUCAUCUAUCUGAUUGCCAAGGGUUACUACAUCUGGCGCAACAAGCAGAGAGACCGCGCAUGGAAUGCCCUGAGCAAGGAUGAACAAAUUCACUACCUCGAAACUACAACGGAUGCUGGAAGCAAACGCAAGGAUUUCCGUUUUGCUCAUUGA
Fusarium keratoplasticum is the source of this 1749-nucleotide messenger RNA. RefSeq lists its product as uncharacterized. The transcript is spliced from 10 exons. Bases 1 to 1749 code for a protein of 582 amino acids. Gene Ontology annotation, cellular component: membrane. Gene Ontology annotation, biological process: transmembrane transport. Lineage: Eukaryota; Fungi; Ascomycota; Sordariomycetes; Hypocreales; Nectriaceae. Gene Ontology annotation, molecular function: transmembrane transporter activity. The record is from RefSeq and is a predicted model, not a curated record.